AUGGAACGAGGCCCGAACACACCCGCGGCCCCACCGCCACUUGCCACCCUGAUAUUGCUACCCCAACAGUCGCUGGUGCGGACGGUGUCCUCGGAGCAGCGGUGGCAGGAUCUGGCUUCGUUGCUGACGAUACCGCCGCCGCCGGAGCAGUACCAGCACUACCACCAGCACCCGCACAACAUCAGUGGCCACGGCGCCGCCCCAGGGUACACGCCAAACUAUCAUCAUGCACCGAUCGCUCCAGUUCCCGAGAAGCACCCAGAGGCAUACGGCGCGGCCGCCCCCCUGGAGGGUGCUUACAAGGUCGAGUCCGCCCACCACCCCCAGCAGCAUGACGGGAUCUACUACCAGAACGCCGCGGCGGAGAUGGCGCCCACCCAGGACGGGUUCCUGCAAUCGAUCCUCAACGACGAGGAUCUGCAGCUGAUGGACAUGGCGAUGAACGAAGGUGAGCCCUUCCAGCUCUUCGCCUUGGACCGGUUCUCUUGCAGACCGCCUUAUCUGGCCGAAUCUGGUCAACCCCGGCCUAGCGGUGCCUCCACGCUGCAGUCGGCGAACGUCCGCCCGACAAAAUGGCUGACCACCACGUCAUACGCCACGAGCGUGUUCAUAAAUAUUUACUCGGUGCACCGAGAUAGCGGUGUUUGCCUCGCGACGGGAAUAAUAGACAGCUCUCGACCCGCCCGCGGCCAUAACGCUCUGCGAUUUUCCCGCGCAAAC
Molecule: messenger RNA, 720 nt
Organism: Iphiclides podalirius (scarce swallowtail)
Lineage: Eukaryota; Metazoa; Arthropoda; Insecta; Lepidoptera; Papilionidae
Source: the annotation of a GenBank genome assembly